Molecule: messenger RNA, 865 nt
Organism: Malania oleifera
Lineage: Eukaryota; Viridiplantae; Streptophyta; Magnoliopsida; Santalales; Ximeniaceae
Product: EPIDERMAL PATTERNING FACTOR-like protein 2
Exons: 3
Coding region: 235-735 (166 amino acids)
Biological process (GO): stomatal complex development; guard cell differentiation
Source: RefSeq, a predicted model, not a curated record
UAAUUAUAUAUUAUAAAGGAGAGACAGUAGCUAGCACUGAAUGAUCUUUUCGCGUGAUGGGGCUGGCGUUCAUUCAAUCAGCAUUGAUCCCGCCAGCUCCCUUUUAAACACAACACACCUUUUCUCAUCAAGUUCCCUUUUCAUUUUCCCCCUCCUCAACUCCACGCACUCCCAUCAUUCCUUCCUCUCUCUCUCUCUCCGGACGACUUCUCUCUUAUCCCUGCAAGGCUGCAAAUGGGUUGCACUCAAAAAUUCGUGUUUUGCCGCAGAAAUCCACAUCUAAUCAUUUCUUUGCUCUUUCUCUUGCUUUCUAGCCCCACCCAAUUCUUCUCUUUUGCUGAAGGUAGAGUGAUUCCCAAGCUGCAGGUCGAAACUCCACAUGUGGGUGAGAGAGAUGAUGUUAAUAUUUCUGUGUCAUAUUACUUGAAGAGAAGGGAGGAGGAGAAGGUAGUGGUGGUAGGGAGAGCAGUAAUAGGGUCGAGGCCGCCGAGCUGCGACAGAAUAAGGUGUAGCUCUUGUGGCCACUGCGAGGCGAUUCAGGUGCCGGUGGUUCCCCAAGUGCUCAAAACCACCACCCCCCAUUUUUCUGCACCUCAUCAUCAUCAUCGUCAAUGUCCCACCACUACUACUCCUACCACUACUGUAAUUGCCCAUUACUACUCCAGGCGCGACAUCUCCAACUACAAGCCCUUGAGUUGGAAGUGCAAAUGUGGGAACUUCAUCUUCAAUCCUUGAUUAAUUCAUCCAUUUUCAAUAUAUAUAUAUAUAUAUAGUUACCCAGAACAUACAUAUGCAAUUAUAUAUUAUAGUUUCUUGCAUGCACGAAUUAUGGCUGCUUCCCAAUAUAAGCUUCUUUUGCUUUUAA